Messenger RNA from Paramuricea clavata, 8277 nucleotides. NCBI's taxonomy places the organism in Eukaryota, Metazoa, Cnidaria, Anthozoa, Malacalcyonacea, Plexauridae. The record is from the annotation of a GenBank genome assembly.
UUUUGGCGGUUUUUCAGUAUAUUUGUUAUUUUCUAAUUUUGUAACUGAAAGAAAAUCACUAAAUCAGAGAUUCGUGGUUUUGAAAUCGAACAUUUCAACGGUUUUGUUCUGGAGAUGAAUUUUAUAUAUUUCCAUAGUUGAACUGUUAUAAAAUCUCGUAUGAAUUGUGUGUGAAAUGAUUUGAUUUUGAUCUGAAUUGUGGUGAGCGAAGUAAAUAUGCCUUCAAAUUCAGGGAUAUGCUACUCUGAAAAAUACUAUGAUGAGAACUUUGAGUACAGGUAGGUAGUUUGAAGGGACCAUAGUCCAUAUGAAACCAAGUAUUACUGUUCAGGUGGCUUUGGGGCUGAACUCCAGGUCUCACAGUUAGUCUUGCAAAUCUAAGUAUCUCACGACUCACCGUAUUUCUAUUGUUCAAAUUCCGCAUUUUUUAUGCAAGGAAAUACGAUUUAGGACUGCACGGACCGGUCAUUAAUAAUGGGAGGCGGGGAGGUGGUGGAAAAAAGGUGGACGGCUUCAACUAUUUUUGCCUGAAUUGGGGGUGGCCUCAAACUUAAAAAUAUGUGACAAGGGGCGACCCCAAUAUUCUAAUAGUCUUUCCUACUCAUUUUCAAAAUAUUUUAGUCCCUAUAAUGAGGGGCCUGUACCGGGUUCCGAAAUCCCGCCAUCCCGGCCAAUUCUCACUUCAAAUCCCGUUAUACCACCAUGCCUCAUCCCAAUUUCCCGCUCCCAACUUUUUUGACACUAGAAUACAAUACCAGGAAAGUUUAAAAUAAUAAAUGACUCUAAAUCGCGACUAUUAUGAAAGCAGCAAUUAUACAUGUAAAUGGGGGAGAAAUGUUCGAUAUCAUCCUUGAAAACAGUAAAUUUCGAGCACACAAACAAAUGACAACAGAUCAUCUAACGUACGGCUGCAGGUUUUGUUGAUUUAUCCCGCUAAUUGUGGAUAACUUUCCUGCAUAUUGCCAUGGUAUUUUGAUUAAUCCCAAUUCCCACCAUGGAAUAAAAUCCCGCUUCCCGACCAAUAUUUCUUUUAAAAUCCCGAAUCCCACUUGAAUUUUAGACGCAUAUCACCAUCCCGCAAAACCGGUACAGGCCCCUCUAUAAUCGUAGUUUCCAUAGUUUAUUAUGUAUAUAUGCAGUUCACCAUAGGAGUCGGAGUAAAUAACAACCGUUUUGAAUACUGGUCCCCAGUACUUGUCCCAUUACUUAUUUUACACCAAUAAAUGUAACGAAUUAAAUGUUGGAAGGGGGUCCUAAGUUUUCUAGAUUAAGUUGGGGACAUCUUGAAAAUAAAAAUCUUGUGAUUGGGGCUGGCUCUAAAAAAUGUUCAAUAUUUGGUAUUUAUCACACCCCCCCUCCUCCCCAGGUUAAAGACCGGUCCCUAAUUUUUGUCAAAAUCCAACAAAGUGAGGGGGGGGAGGUGCAGAGCUAAGAAGUUACAAUUAUGUUCCAAACUUCCAAGAGCAUAUAUGCAUUCCAAUCUUUACCUCUUUCUUACAUAUUUCUAGUGCAGGAAAUAUCAUUCUUAAGAUCAUAGAAAACACUGACAAAUUUUCAAAUGGGGACAUGUCAGUGAAUUCCACCCAGACUGCAGAGUUGGUCAACGUCACACUCAAUAUUUUUUUAGGCAGAAACAUCAGCACACCUGGGCUUUACUUACAUUUAUAACAUGUAUCUGGCUAUUCUAACUUGUACCCUUGACUGCAUCUCGAUGCACACUUGGGAACUGUUUUGUACACCUGCACUUAAUUUUCUAACAUUUGCACACCUGAGAUCUCGUUGAAAAGUGCCCAACUCUGUAGUCUGGAAUUGCACUGUAACCAUGCUCUCCCCAUUUUGUUUAUAUUGGGCUCACUGUUAAUAGGUUGGGCUGAAAUGCUGGAACAGUAAGGUACAAGUUGUACGGUUGGGCUAUCAUAUUUAAUACCUGAACCACCCUCCCCCCAAAAUGGUCCAGAAAAUGCUUUUUCCGGUGACGUGAAAGGGGAGGGGUUGAUGACUGUUCCAGAGGGAUCAGUUCACAGAUUUUUUGAAUUCCAGUGGGGCAAAAAUUCCGAAAAGCAGAGGUCCUCCUACAGUAAUAGCCAAACCAUACAAGGGGCAACACCUUUCAUCCCGCUUCUCAAACCUGUUCUGCGAAGGAAGGAGCAGGUCAUAUCAGAAUUUGCAAUUGUUAAAUAAUUGGGAUGAAAACUAAUUUUGCUGUGGAAACUUGACUUCAGAUGGUCUGCAAUACAGUAUGGGUGAGGCCUGAGGGGGUCAAAGCAAUCAUCAAUCAAGUCCACAAAGCUGAACAAAGUGUAUUUGUCAAUUAAUGUUUUAAAGUCCUUUAUGUCCAAAUUCAAUCUGCCACACAUAUCAUCAAUUGAAUCAAUACACAUUUAUUUAAAGUUUAAAUUAAAACUAUUUUUUCACUUAUAUUGCUACUGUAACUGUAAGUACAAUUAUUGCAGUAGUUUCAGCUUUGACAUAUGGGUUAACUUAAGCCCCGGUCAAACAAGAAGACUGAGUUAGCUUGAGAGGUUGCUCUUGAAACUCUCAUGCCCUGGCAGGCACAAUUGGCAGGAAAUUACCAACUGAAGCAACAUAUUGGUAGAGGUUUUAAUAGGUUCAGGGACACAUAUUAAUAUUUGGCAGGCAGGAAAAUGGAAUUGAUCUUUGCAGGGUGUUAGCUAGCCCACAUACUGUCCGUUUGACGAACUCUUCUCAAUUGAAGUAGCUAAGGGGCUUUCCCAACUGGGUCUACUGGAAGAUUUUCAUUUUUUCUGAUGAGAAAGUGCAUUGCGUUUGAUUUUAUAUUAUUAUAUCAAAGAAUUUUUAUUUACUUUUUCCCAUUAACUAUUUUCUCAAAAUGUAUUGCGUUUCAUUCAUAUUGGGUGUGUAUUCACUGAAAUGAAAUAUACAAAACAAAGUGCAAUCAGUGUGCAUCCGUGUUCAUUCACCGGAAAUGAAAUAUGUAAAACGAAGUGCCAUCGGGUCGUGAUCGAGGUAAAUAAAGAACUGAAAGAGUGUUACUGGUGUUACGAUCAAACAUCCUAUAUUGAUAGCUAUAUGGUAUUUCCGAUUUUCGUUGCCAAACAGAUCUUGUUUUAACUAAAAACUUGAGAGUUAGUUCAAUUCCUCUCACCAUGGUUGCCACAAAAUGACAUAAAGUAGCAUGCUAUUUCAAGGACUUUGAUCGGUCAAAAAAACUUUCCCAAUUUACGUUUAACGGACAAAACUUUUUCUGGCUAACACUCUGCUUUGAUUUGGAGCAAUUAUAUAUAUAGGAAAUUAUCAUAAAUUACUACAAUAACUGUUGCACUGAUCGGGGUUUGGAAGGUACAACUUACAUCCCCAGGAAUGUUUUACAUUAGUGAUAUUUUUGCCAAAACCAAGCAUGUCAAUUUCACAACAUGAAAAUAAUAAAAUAUACUACUAACAGUACAUUCCCGACGGAAUCUAAUCACAAUCUGAAUUUUUUCGAUGUGAAAACAUAACGUGCAUUAUUUCCAUUUAGGUCAAGCAUUUGCAGUUAUAGUAACAAUUACAGAGAGUUAUGACUUCUGAUUUGUUGUAAAAAUUGAUUAAAAUAAAGCCUUACAAGGAGGUGUAAAAGUUAAGCCUAGUUUCCAUUUGGUCGUUAGUUGUCGCUGGCACGACAAGUGGCUGAUGUAAUAGAGCGUCAACAAAACUUUGUAAAACUCUGCAAUCAUUAAGACUGAUUUGCAUAUAAGACACAAAAAGACGAUUAUUAUAUUAGACUAUUUCACAUCUACCGCUUGUCGUGCCAGCGACAACUAACGACCAAAUGGAAACUAGGCUUUAGCUCGGGGCCAGGCUUAGAUCUUUAAGCCUAGUUUCUAUUUGGUCGUUAGUUGUCGCUGGCACGACAAGCGGUAGAUGUGAAAUAGUUUAAUAUAAUAGUCGUUUUGUGGGUUAUAUGCAAAUCAGUCUUAAUGAUUGCAGAGUUGUGUAAAUUUUUGUUGACACUCUAUUACAUCAGCCACUUGUCGUGCCAGCAACAACUAACGACCAAAUGGAAACUAGACUUUAACGUGCUAUACAAAAUGAUAAAAACAUGUUUACUUAAAAUUGUACAAUUUACAUAUAGAAUUCAAAUUAAACAAUGGUAAAGUUCCAUUCUUGAAUGUUCAAGCUCAGACUCUCAGUGGUACUGUACAAGGUGGUGGAAAUUUCUGUAAUGUUCGACUGCCUCGUAUGCAAAGGUUUUGCACUCGAAGCGGGGUAAACGCAUGCUCCUCAGCCAGUUCGUAACUAAGGAGGGUGCCAAAUUCUUCUUCGUCGCUAUCUUAUCGCUGAAAGAAGAAAGGAAAUGAUAGGUUUCCUUCCAGAUCCACCAAAGGCGCUGAAGACUACCGGUGUGAAUGAGCUAUGUUCGAUCUUGACAAUUCGCUGAUUGUAUUUCCUCUUCUUUUCCUUUUCCUAUUCAUUGGCGUUGAAAGAUUAAUCAUGAUUCCUGAUAUAUGUAUCCUGCAUUGUUUUCUUGACGAUUGGGAAUGCUCAGUGGUGAAUUUGUAGGGGGGAGGAGGUGCACGGAGAUGUGUGCACACCCCUGUUAGCAUUGGUCAAAGGGGGUGCAAAAAAGUAAAUUUAUAUUGCUUUUAAAUGUUUGAAACAAUCAAAGUUUGUUAUCAGUCUUAGACUAACUAGACUGUGAGCGGUCCCUCCUUUCCGCGGGUUUAGAUUUCCGGGCACGAGAAAGGAAAGGAGGGACUGCAGACAACACAUCAAGAAAUGAAACCGCGUUGCCCACACAACGCAAAAUUCCCAUUGGUCAAAAUCGAUACGCCUAGCAAUCAGAGCUGAUAUGUAGUAAUGCUAUAAAUAAUUUCCAGAGUGAAUGUUGAUUUUAUACAGGGUGUGUCAAAAUAAAAGUAAUCGAACGUCAGCGCGCUAUUGUGUCUGAAUUACUGCGUAUGAACGAGAUUUUUUCAUCUUCGGAAAGAUCAGGCUUUUAGCUGUUGAAUGAUAUGUUCUUCAUGCCAAAUGGAUAAAAAAUAAGCAAGUACGAGUCUGAUAAAAAAAUGCUAGUCAGAGUCGCACAUUUUCACCGUUGUAAUAUGCGAUUCUGACUAACAUUUUUUUAUCGAACUCGUAUUUGCUUAUUUUUUCUCCACUUGGCAUGAAAAACAUGUCAUUCAACAGCUAAAAGCCUGAUCUUUUCGAAUAUGAAAAAAAUGUUCAUACGCCGAGUAAUUCAGGUACAAUAGCGCGCUGAAGUUCGAUUACCUUUCUUUAUACACCCUGUAAAUAAACAUGACAUUAACGGUUUCUUAUUGGAUAGAUUUAAUUGGAUAUAGUAAUGUUUAUGCAAAGGCGGAGCCAAUUUGACAAGAGCGAAAAGUGGGCGUAUUUCGUUUCUUAAUGUGUUGUCGGCAGUCUCUCAUUUCUUCGAGGGACUGCUCGCGGUCUAAGACUAACUUAAGUUUUGGAAUUCAAGGCAGCACCACAAAAUACCAACAAGUCAAAUAUUAAUAAUUUAUCGAAAUGAUAUUAUCGUCUGACGUUUUGAUAUAGGCAUGUUAUCUUGCCUUGUAAUCUUGUCCCAUUGUUGCCACUUGAUCAUCUUAUGACAGAAACAGAAUGGAGAAAUCUUGGCGUCCAACAAUCUCCUGGAUGGGUUCAUUAUAUGAUUCACAAACCAGGUAGUGAAAUUAUACUGUGCCUUUUGUGUAGAAAUGACAAAAAUUGCCAUUUACUGACGCCGAUUUAUGCCAAUUAUUAUACAUUGUAGUCACUACGUGUCUUCUGAUUGGCCAAUCACUUACAGCUAUAAGUGUGGAAAUUACGCAACCUGCACACCUUUUCAAGUUUUUCUCGGCUUUUUUCCCUUUGUCCAAAACUUAACAAGACAAAACAAAACAAAUUCGACGAAUGCCAAGCUGGUUAAGUUUAUACGUAAAACCACUGAUGAAAUUGCUUUGUUACUCCAGUCUAUUUAUUCUUCUUUCUGAACAAUGUUGUAUUUUAAAAGCUCUAGUUUUGCUUAAUUUUUUUUCUAAAAAGCAGAGCUGAAGCGGGGGGAGGGGGGGGGGGCACAGAAACACCAAGGCAGUACCGCAGACCACAGUACAAUACUGCGUUAUAAUGCACGCGCAUUAGCCAACCAAAUCGCAUGUUAUAUACCAAUUAUAUUUUAUUGUGGUUAGGUUAUUUACAGUACACCGCUGUUUCUACCUCUUUUUCCUUAUAGAACGUCAUAUUUUGCUGUUUAGAAGACCAGUUGCAUUGGCAUCCCGUACUGACGGGCCAUUAUAGAACGAUAAUGAAGAUACAAUGUGAACCAUUCUGUAUAUAAUAUAUACUGCAAAUUAAUUCUGCACAAGAAACUUUUGGGCUUUAAGGGGCCCUACAAUAAUUUUUUUAGUCGAAAUGCCACCUUAAGUACUGUUUACAUUUUUUUGUUAUUGUCGCUACUUGACAUGCGCACCACGGCAUGCAUGGUCUUCCGGUGUGCGGAAGUACUCAUACUCAUGGAUACUGCAUGUAAGAUACAGCCAAACGAAUCUCCGUGGAGUCCCCUACUUAAGGUGGCUUUUCGACUAAAAAAUUACUGUAGCGCCCCUUUAAAGGGUUAAUUUGGUAUAGUCAACUGUAAUGUCAACAGUUUUUGAACUCGUAACUUCUAUUCGGGGUUCAUUAUUCAUAACUUCAGAAUGUCUGAUCAUGAUUGUGCCUAAAAAAGAUCGUAUUGUAGGUUUUGAGAGCUAAGUAUAAUUGAAAUGUCAGGAUUUUAACGAGAAUUUAAAAUGUACAUACCUGCAUAAGUUCAAAAGGUGUCUGCGAGAUGUUAAUAAUGCCUGCUGCAUUUUCUUUCGUUGGACGUUGAGUACGGGGUACUGUAGGUGUCGUCUAUCAUAGUAUUUUUCUCAAGACCAAAACAACCAAAAAAGUCUCUGCCUUCAGUCUUCCCAUGAGGUAAAACCGUUCAAAAUAACGAUUUUAAGUUGUUCAAGAUGUUUAUCGCUAAACGUUUUGUCCCUAAUUUAAGAGUCUGAGGAAAAUGAAAUAUAAUACUGAAGAUUCAAAAAUUAAAUCUUUUGAGUUAAUUAAGAGAGUCUUGAGGUAUAUAUACUUAUACUCUAACCAAAUGGGGAUUUGACUAUACCUAUAACACCAAAGGAUUGACUCACUGGACCUUUACGAGAAACAUUUAAAGCCCUAGGGUUUAACCCCCGGUUGUUCAAAGCUAGAUUAGCCCAAACCAUGAGUGGGUUAAAAUUUAACUUGCUGUUUCGGUUUGUGUAUUUCUGCAUGCCUGUUUAUAUCAAAACUUCAGAAAAUAAAACUUCUGUUGAUCCAGACAUGUUUUCUAGAAAAACAUUCCAUGUUUAUAAACAAGCUAUUAGGAAGAUUGCUUUGAAGAUUUUGUUAACCUAGGGUUAAGGUAAACGGCUUUCGAACAACCUGCUCCUGAUGGAAAUACGCAGUAUAAAUAGAAUAAUAGUUACAGUAACUUAGCUAAUUAAUACAUUUCCAAGUUAUUAAGCUUUAUCUAUGCAUUCGAGUUAAGGCGGAUUUCCAGUCCUCGCACGAAGCUCCUCGCUGCGAGUGAUGCAUGAGCACUUUCAUCCAAUCACAAUGCUAAACAGUUCAUUUUAAUUAGAUGCAAGCACUCGCAGCGAGCUGCGAGGAGCUUCGUGCGAGGACUGGAAAACCCCUUUAGUAUUAAAUUUUUGCCACCGCAUGCAUGUUAGUCUAGACAUAGUCUUUCAAAACAUGGUCUGGAAACUCCGCUAAAGUCUUUGUGUUCUAUAUUUUUGUUCGCGUUUAUGCAGUUUUGUGCACGGUCAAUGAACACAUUGUAUUUCAGUAUAAUGAGCGAAUCAUCCAAUAGCAACGUUUCAGUCAGUCAUUCAACCAUGCUAUUUAAAUAUUAAUAAACCUAAAACAAAGGAUGUGCACGGUGUAAGGUACGGCUCAACAUAAACACACAGCUCAUUAUAACCGCUUUGAAGUUUACUGACUUUCCAGACCAUGUCUCGAAAGACUAUGGUCUAGAUUCGAUAUAUAAACAUAAAAGAUUUUAGGCCCCUGGGAAUUGAAAUCGAAUUGCUAAUAGAUCAUGUUACUGUUGUUGUGCAUUAAAUUUUACUUUAUGCACUCGCGUGUGCAGUAAUUUUGACAGUUGUGCUAUUUUUAAUUCCUAGUGCGAAUUAAAUCCACUAUAGUGCGAUUUAAAUUACGUACAGUAUAGUGCGUUUGGGAUGGAUUAUUAUGCUGAAAUAAUUCGUUUAGUUUUUUCGUUUCAAAGGUAUUAUUAUUAAAUUUUGG